UCGGCAUACGUACGUUGUGGCCGCACUUUUUCAUAUUUUUGCGUUUCAGUUUCAUUUAGAACGUGGAAUCGUUUGGUUCAUACAAAUCGGUUGAAAAAUCAAAACAUAUUUGUGAAAAUUGCUAAAGAAAAACUUGAAAAUUUUCGUUAUAAUUAAGUUGGUGGCAAAAGCAAAACGAUCAUUUAGCAAUUGUUUAUUGUUGGAUGCGGUUGUAACGUCGUGACAAACGUGAAAGUGUAUGUUGUGUUUGUGCUGUACUUUAAAUUAAUACUACUGAGGAGACCACAAUUAUUUCAAUUUAAAGUUUUUGUGUGAAUUUCUAAAAAAGUUGUUACUUUGAAAUUAAAAAAAAAGUUAAAAAUAAAAAGCAAACAAAAAAAUAAACACUCAAUUAGCAGAAAAGUUGCAUAAAAAGCACACAACUACGACUUUUUAAUACUAAAUGAAAGUUGGCUAAACUGCAAGCUGAAGCUGGAGUUGCAGCAACCACAACAACAACCAUAAAAAUUCAACCAUAAUAUUGGCGACCAAUAAUUAAAACUCAAUGUCAGCUGCUACCUGCUCCCGCCUACAAUCAAAAAUGGCACCAACAACAAGCUCGAACACAAAGGCAUCCAACGAUGCAUCGUUGACUAUCAAAUUGGGUAGUACACACAACAAUCGUCCAUGUGGUUUGUCCAGUAGCUACACAAGUCGCAAUGGCACCAACAGCAGUAGUGUGGGUUCCAGUGAAUCGUCAGAUCCGGUCGAAUCAGACUGCAGUGAAGAGACUGACGAGGAACAGCACACAAAACAUACAAAAAGUAAUACGGAGAACACCUAUGAAGAUAUAGAUGAGGAUGAUGAUGACGAUGAGGAAGAUGAUGAUGAGGAGGAAGAAGAUGAUGACGAUGAGGAUGAUGAUGGCAAUGAAACAGAUGAUGAGGAAGAUGAUACUUCAGAGGAUAACAGUAGUGUAGAAACAGCCAAAGGUGUUAGAAAAUAUAGUUUAGACGAUUAUCAAAUAAUUAAAACAGUUGGAACUGGAACAUUUGGACGAGUGUGCCUGUGUCGUGAUCGUGUGUCAGAGAAAUAUUGUGCCAUGAAACUUUUGGCGAUGGCUGAUGUAAUUCGCCUAAAACAAGUUGAACAUGUGAAGAAUGAACGCAACAUAUUGCGUGAAAUUAGACAUCCUUUUGUGAUUAGUUUAGAAUGGUCAACAAAAGAUGAUUGCUGUUUAUACAUGAUCUUCGAAUAUGUCUGUGGUGGUGAAUUGUUCACAUAUUUAAGAAAUGCUGGUAGAUUUAGUAGGCCACAAUCAAAUUUUUAUGCUGCCGAAAUUGUUUUGGCUUUAGAAUAUUUACACUCUCUGCAGAUCGUGUACAGAGAUUUGAAACCUGAAAAUUUAUUGAUCAAUCGUGAUGGCCAUUUAAAAAUAACAGAUUUUGGCUUUGCCAAAAAAUUAAGAGAUCGUACCUGGACUCUGUGCGGAACACCUGAAUAUUUAGCACCUGAAAUCAUACAAUCCAAGGGUCACAACAGAGCGGUGGACUGGUGGGCUUUAGGUAUCCUCAUUUAUGAGAUGCUUGUUGGUUAUCCACCAUUCUAUGAUGAAAAUCCAUUUGGUAUUUAUGAAAAGAUCUUAGGUGGCAAAAUUGAAUGGCCCCGCCAUAUGGAUCCCAUUGCCAAAGACUUAGUUAAGAAAUUGUUAACGAAUGAUCGUACAAAACGGUUGGGCAAUAUGAAGAAUGGGGCCGAUGACGUUAAAAGGCAUCGAUGGUUUAAAGAUUUGAAUUGGAAUGACGUCUAUAACAAAAAGCUUAAGCCACCCAUUAUUCCCGAGGUGCAAUAUGAUGGCGACACCAGCAAUUUCGAUGAUUAUCCCGAAAGUGAUUGGAAACCCGCCCGGGCAGUAGACCAAAGUGAUUUACAAUUAUUUAAAGAUUUUUAAUUAGUCUAAUUAUUAAUUUGCAUUAAUUUAUUUAUUUAUUUAUUAAUUUUAAUUAUAUAAGUCUGUAUUUAUGAUAAAUUUGAAGAAAAAAAAGGUAGAAUGAAAAAAAAAACAAUAAAAAAAUAUAAAACCAAAUUAUAUAACAUUAUAAACAAAGAUGCUAUAUUCAAUAAAUAUUUAUUAAAAAUA
Messenger RNA from Calliphora vicina (urban bluebottle blowfly), 2119 nucleotides. It is a transcript of the gene Pka-C3, whose product is annotated as Protein kinase, cAMP-dependent, catalytic subunit 3. Lineage: Eukaryota; Metazoa; Arthropoda; Insecta; Diptera; Calliphoridae. Gene Ontology annotation, biological process: peptidyl-serine phosphorylation; signal transduction. Bases 545 to 1930 code for a protein of 461 amino acids. The record is from RefSeq and is a predicted model, not a curated record. The transcript has 8 exons. Gene Ontology annotation, molecular function: cAMP-dependent protein kinase activity; ATP binding. Gene Ontology annotation, cellular component: cAMP-dependent protein kinase complex; cytosol.